AUGUCCGAAGGUGAAGCCGAACCCACGUUUAUCCAUUUUGCCGACCAAGCAGCGAAGCGCAAGCGUGCAGAGGCCGUGUGCAUACCGUGUCAUUCCAAGAAGGUCAAGUGUGACGUGCAGAAGCGCAGCCAGGAUGGCCACAGCAAGUGUUCCAACUGUGAGGCCAGCCAACGUGACUGCCCCCUGAGGACAUCACAGCGUGGCAAGACAAGGCGUACGAGCACUCACGCUGGCAGUCUGACGAGUUCCAGCACUAUCACGGUCCGUGACGCUGGUCAGGGUGCCUCAGGCUCCGCACUCCCAGGUCCUGGUAUCGACAAUGGCAGCGUAGACUUUGCUCCACACCCACAGCCCGAGGGAAUCGACGAUGCAGCCUUCGGAGCACCCUCGAUGCCCGGCCCUUCAAGCAAUGGGAAUGCAUGGGAUGGCCCGCUGGCAGAGGCCAGUCGGAACAUCGUCGUUGGUAUGCCGUCUGCACAGUCCAUUGGCACCGUCGCAUCAAACCACAGCUAUGGCGAUGAUGCAUGUGUCGAUGCUGGGUAUUUGCAUUCUGUCUACGGUCCCGAGAACCAGAUGGAUGCCGAGAUGCAGGAGCUGCAGGCCUACUUAUCGCCCGGCCGGGAAGAUGCACACAGUCUCCCGCUCGACUUCUCGCUGCAGUCGGCAUUCCUGGAGACGUACUGGGAAUACUGCUACUGUUUCUGCCCGGUGUUGGACCCCAAGACCAUCAUGGGCGAGAUGGCUCGCUCUCCCCUACUCACCAACGCCGUAGCCCUCGCCGCAAGCCACGUCCAGCCGCCUCUGCUGCCGCAUCAAGGCCCGCACGAGUACUACGACCGUGCUCGUAGGCUGUUUUACGAAGACGCCGAGGCUGACAACCUGACCACGUUGAAGGCCCUUUGCUUGUUUUACUGGUGGGCCCCACGGCCGCCGUCUACCAUCCACCGCCAUACCUCGUGGUGGUGGCAGUCCGUGAUAAUCCGCCACGCGCAGCAAAUGGGAAUCCACCGGGAGCCGCCUCCUGACAGUCCUCUACGAGCAAAAUUGGACCUUUCUGUGCGGCGCAGAAUAUGGUGGACGGCAUUCGCACGCGAGCGUUUGACGGCGCUGUGUCAGAGCAAGCCCUGUAUCAUCGACGAGGCAGACUGCACCAUCGCCCCGCCCGACCUGUCCGACUUUCCAGAUGACCCCAAGUCACAGAGCAAGGGCCUGGUCUUUAUACACUGGGUCCGCCUCUGCGCCAUCAUAGGCCGCAUGGCCAAGAGCUUCUGCCGGCCGGUCGACGUCGACCAGUCCGGCCUCUACUCUCAGUACCACGACCAGCUGUCCAGGUGGCUGACGGAGCUCCCCCCCGACUUGCAGCUCCGGCUCGGCGCGAACAGCCAUGCCAAGUUCGACCGAGAUGUCCACCAGCUGCACCUACCAUAUCUGACCGCAGUGACCAUUCUCCAUCUGCGACGGUCCGCCAACGUGCUCCCUCAGGCGUUACCCCCAGCCAUCCUGGCAGCCUCAUGUACGGCCCGGGUCCUGCGAGACGUGCUCGCAAGAGGCAACACCCGGUUUCUCAUGGCCAUCACGUGUUGGUACUGCGGGACAGCUUUCAUCGCGUUGCUGCAGGGCUCCCGGAUACCGCAGUUUGCCGAGGAUUCCGAGGAGGGCAUAGCAGUCCUGACCAGCAUGGUCGAGCAGCUCCAGAAGAUGUGGCCCUCUGCAAACGUCAUCCGAAAAGGCUUCGAUCGGAUGAGGAAUGAGAAGGGUGCGCCCCGGCCCGCGCAACCUCGACCACCAACCAUACCUCCGGACAGCUCCGGGCUUGCUGUCGGUGGCGUCGUCCCCGGUGACCCGGCUGUGCCCCCACACGCUACAAUGACUGCUCACCAGCAGGAUAACAGCAACGGCCUGUCCCUGCUGCCAUUUGUCACUGCCUCCACGAGCAAGAUUGCGGAGUGCUUGCUCAAUAACCAGAUGUCUGGCAAUGUCACCCGCGGCAUGCCCAGUCCGAGGAACACAUCCUUCUACGAAAAUGCGAUGCAUGAGUUUCAUGGCUUCCUGGAUCCGUUGCUAAUAAUGGGAGCGGAAGGCGAUUACCUGGAUUUUUCCUCUCCAACUGUAGCCGCCAGAUAA
Messenger RNA from Diaporthe batatas, 2124 nucleotides. RefSeq lists its product as uncharacterized. The record is from RefSeq and is a predicted model, not a curated record. The transcript has 2 exons. Bases 1 to 2124 code for a protein of 707 amino acids. Gene Ontology annotation, biological process: DNA-templated transcription; regulation of DNA-templated transcription. Gene Ontology annotation, molecular function: DNA binding; DNA-binding transcription factor activity, RNA polymerase II-specific; zinc ion binding. Lineage: Eukaryota; Fungi; Ascomycota; Sordariomycetes; Diaporthales; Diaporthaceae.